UACUACUAUACUCUUAUCUUGAAAAUCACAACUCAAUUCACAAAUCACAUCACAUAUACAACAUUUGCCACAUUGAUUCACAAAAAACAUGGCUGGGAUAAUUAAGGUUGCUGCACUUUCUGGUUCUCUCCGAAAAGCUUCUUACAACACUGGUCUCAUCCGUUCUGCUAUUGAGUUGAGCAAAAAUGUGGAGGGUGUUCAUAUUGAAUAUGUUAAUAUUUCAAAUCUACCAUUGUUGAACACUGAUCUUGAGAAAGAAGGGACUUAUCCAGUUGAAGUUGAAUCCUUUCGGAAAAAGAUUCUUGGAGCUGAUAGCUUUCUCUUUGCUUCUCCUGAAAAUAAUUAUUCUGUUUCAGCUCCACUAAAGAAUGCACUUGACUGGGCAUCAAGAUCACCAAAUGUUUGGGCUGGUAAACCUGCGGCCAUAGUGAGUGCUGGAGGAGGGCAUGGUGGUGCAAAAUCACAAUAUCAUCUCCGACAAAUCGGAGUUUUCCUUGAUCUUCAUUUCAUAAAUAAACCCGAAUUUUUCUUAAAUGCUUUUCAGCCUCCAGCAAAAUUUAAUAGUGAUGGUGAUUUGAUUGAUGAAGAUGCUAAGAAUAGGUUGUUGGCAAUUCUGUUGUCCUUGAAGGCAUUUACUCUGCAACUUCAAGGCAAAAAUUGAAACAACUGAGGUCCAUAAGUCUUUAAUUUGAAAUAAAAUAUGUUUUGAAUUUCACUCCAUUCCUUUUAGAACGUCAUAUAGAAAGAUUUUAUAUAAAUUAUGUUUGAUAUUCAGUUACAAAAUGUAUUUGUUCUUUAUUUACAUGAAGUUUGUUAAAAUUCUACCACCGGUGUUUAGUGCAAGUACCAUAUUUUGAUCGGAUGGUCCGACCAAAAGUAUGAUCGUACCGGAGACUUUUCCAACAUAUAAUGUGUGUGAA
This is a messenger RNA of Medicago truncatula (barrel medic), 920 nucleotides long. Its product is annotated as NADPH:quinone oxidoreductase. The record is from RefSeq and is a predicted model, not a curated record. The transcript is spliced from 3 exons. Gene Ontology annotation, cellular component: cytosol. Lineage: Eukaryota; Viridiplantae; Streptophyta; Magnoliopsida; Fabales; Fabaceae. The coding region runs from base 89 to 661 and encodes 190 amino acids. Gene Ontology annotation, molecular function: oxidoreductase activity; FMN binding.